UGUUCAUAGCAAAAUGUAACACUUGUAGACAUUAGAAUUAAAUAUAACAAUCAUUACAUUUAGAAAAUAUAAAAAUGAACUUUUAUAAAAAAAAAAUUACCAUCAAUAUUGUGUCUAGUUUUUUAAAUUCGAUAAUUAUUUUAAAUUAAUUGAUAAUAAAAACUGUAAUGAAAAUAUUCGAAAACAUACGUCAGAUUUUGACAUCUAUGGAUUUAUAUCUUGUCAAGACAUAAAUUGCUACAAUUAUUUAUUUAUUACCAGGUUAGUUUUGUAGGUAUCACCAUGGCACAGUCGACAGCCAGUGGAACAUCAUCACGUAGACAUAUUAAAGAUCAUGAUAUCAGUACAAAUACUCGUUUACCUCAUUAUGGAGACAGUGAAUGGGAAACUAGAGAGGCACUUAGACAAAGAGAAUUAGAGGAAGCUCGAGCUCGAGCUGCACAAAUGGAAAAAACAAUGAGAUGGUGGUCAGACUGCACAGCAAACUGGCGGGAAAAAUGGAGUAAAGUUCGCAAUGAACGUAAUAAAGCACGUGAGGAAGCUAAACUACUGCGCACAAAAUUAGAAAUAGCUGUCAAGGAUGCCAACAGUUACAAGCACGAGUCCCAAGAACUCGAGCACCAGAAUGAACAGUUACGUAAAGAAAUGGAGAAAAUUCACAUGGUAUUACUGAAACAUGCCGGACAAUUUGACAGGCAGAUAGUCAAUAUUAUCGAAUCAGAUCCACAGCUACGGAAUUCACUUGGUAUCGAUGAUUUACUAGAGCUGUACAAUAAUGUCGAUAGAUGUGACAAAACAUCACCGAGUAAUUGCCGUAAAAGUCCACGCGAUGACAGCUGUCAGGAUUCUAAAUGUGAAUCAACUGAUCGUGACAUCGAGGAGUAUGUCUUGCAAGGCGCUGUGCCAAAGCAUGCAGUCGAAUUGUACAAAGAAGGAUCAAUGAGCAGCUUAGAACGAGACAUUGCCAAGCUGAUGGAUGACAAUAACAAAAUACCAGAUAGAAUUGACCUCAAGUCAACGAUAAAUGACGACGAUGAUCCUCUGCAAGUUCAUAUGGCAAUGUUCAAUUUAGGACUUGAAGAUUCGAAAAAUAAUGAACUGUCUGGUAACCAAACUCUUGAACAAUUGAGGCUUGAAGUCAUUCAGUUACGUAGUAGGUGCGAUGAACUGCAAAAAAGUCGUGCCGAUGUUAUUAAAGAGCUCAGCGAUUUGAAAGAACAGUAUCAGAUUGAGCUGAUGGCAGCGCAAGCUGAUCUGCUUGAUGAAGCAGCCAAUCGUGAAGGUAUGGAUCAACGUCUGAAUGAACUACGCGGGGAAUUAGAAAGACUGCAAAGUGAAAAUGCCGCUGAGUGGGCGAAACGCGAGCGAUUGGAGACAGAGAAGAGUUCACUUGAGCGGGAAAAUAAACAGCUGGUUAAUGAGAUGCGUGAAAUGCAAGAUAGAGUUGACUCUAGAAGAUCACGUGGUUCGUUAUUGGAUGGAGAUACCAGGCAACUGCAACAGGAUCUACUGGACAUGAAACAUUUGAAUGCUAAAUUGAAGAAGGCUUUGAAUGAAAAAACUACCGAGUUAACUCACGCGUUGCGUAGAUCUGAACAAUAUGAGACGGAAGUUAAGAGAGUUAGGGCACGAGUUGAAGAGCUGAAAAAAGAAUUGGCUUGUGCGCAAGAUGAAGUUGAUGCUGCUACAAAUACUGUAAGAAAAUUGCAGCGUAAUAAUGAAAAUCUGAUCGAACAAUUGGAGUCUGCUAAUGUUCAGAUAGAGCAUUUCAAAAAUAGCAGUUCAGAACCUUGCGCAGCAGAUGUUGUUGCUGAAAUACUUGAUGAUAAAUUACGAGAUGAUGACAAUGAUGACUCGCCAAUUGAUUUCCGAAGUAAACGGAUUUAAAUUUGUUAAUAUAAAUAUUUAAGAUAAAUUAUUAUUUAUCAGUUAUCAUUCCACAAGCGACUAAGGAUCGUAAUAUACUUUUUUUAUUUUUUUAUAUUUAUUUCAUACGUUAACUAGAAUUUAUAUAAAUAAAUUAUAUAAUUGUAAAUAUUUUACCAAUCUUGAGAGUUUAUAAUUAAAGGUCGAGGGAAAAAUUAAGCUGAUUAUUUUUUAGAAACUAUUAUUUUAAUUGUCCUGGUGAUACUAAAUCGCGAAUGUUCAAAAAUAUGGGUCAUAGCAUAACUUCAAGACCUAAGGGCACUUUCAGACUCCUCACACUUUUUUAUAAUAUUCAAUUACUAUUCAAUUAAACUUUAGUAAUUAAUUUUAAAAAAAUUAGAGCAUUAAUUGAAAAAAAGACAACGCAGUUACAAUUUUGCCAAGGUAUAGAAUUUUUAAAAAAUUACUUACAAUUUUAUUAAAAUUUCUCAAGUAGCCCAGAGUCAACUUUAAGAAGUCUAUUAAAAGGACGAGACAAUUUUUUUUCUGUCUGAAAGUCAUCUUUUUUGGUAUGAAUACGACAUGCAAAUGUUGGUUCCAGAAACAGAGACGAGUUGUGUUGUUUUUCCUGCCUCAUGUCAAUUGAAAGAUCGUUUAGAUGACUUUUUUACCACUAUUUGUAAUCUACUUUUUGUCGUCACCUGUGUUGAGUCUUUUAAGUAGGUAUUUUUUCGGUGACAUAAAUAUCUGAUCGUUUUGUCAACAUAUUGAUGCCUUAUCGACAUGUCAAAAAGUAGCCUAAAAACUGAUAUCUUGUAGGUGUCACAAAGGCGUGUGCUACCUGGGUUGUUUUCCAAAUUUUGUCUAACUCUCAAUUGAUAUCAACUGUAAAUAAUUGUAACUGCGUUUUCUUUUUUUUAAAUUAAUGCUUUAAAUUUUUUAAAAUUAAUUAUCAAAAUUUUAAUAACGUCAUUACAAUUGAGUCAUUGAAUAUUUUUAAAAAGUGGGGGGCACUGCCUGAAAGUGGCCCUAAUUGUUACUAAUUAUAAUUAUUAUUUUUCGUAACGUAAAUCCUUGUCGCUUAAAAAAAAACGCACACGUGAUAGA
Molecule: messenger RNA, 2973 nt
Organism: Microplitis demolitor
Lineage: Eukaryota; Metazoa; Arthropoda; Insecta; Hymenoptera; Braconidae
Product: coiled-coil domain-containing protein 102A
Exons: 3
Coding region: 283-1887 (534 amino acids)
Source: RefSeq, a predicted model, not a curated record